UUCGGAGUUGACGGGGUUGGUCACAUGGUCUAACAUGGCUGCGCCCGUCAGGAUGUGAGUAGCGGAUGGUCGCCUCUUUAUAGCCAAAACAGUGCUGAAAAGUACUGGGAAAAGCGGUACAUUAACUGUUACAGUAAGUAUUUUCCUCUUCAUUAAAAUAAAUCAGGAAUCAAAGAUGUCAGACAAUAACACUUAUACAAAACCGCCACUGGCAGUGGAUGUUUCCAAGAUCCCACCCAGAUCAGUGGUUACUGAACUACUUCUGAAAAAGUUUGAACGCCUUCCAGAAACCGAAAGGAAAUUCUUUGCGUAUGGGCCCAUCUACCUUGGAAUAAAUGGAGCUUUUUCAGGACUGAUAGCAAACAGUUUUUUUCGACGGUUACUAAAUGUAACUCAAGCCCGGUUCACCUCCAGUUUACCUAUGGCAGUUCUUCCGUUUUUGACGACUGUGGCAAUGUAUAAUGCUGCCGUGUCAAAUCCUUUACUUGCAGGUGACCUUAACUGCCCUACAUGUGCAAUGGUCAGAGGUGGACUGGUUGGUGCUGUCAUAGGUGGCUUUUAUCCAGUCCUGCUAGCCUUACCUGUCAAUGCAGGCCUUGCAACAAGGUACAACACUGCUCCAAUGCCAGAGAAGGGAAAUGUAAUGCGUUUCUGGAUCUCAGUCACACAACCCGUUCUGCGGAAAAUGAGCUUUGUGUUCAUACUACAGGCUCUCUUUGCAGUAUACUUGAGCUCCCGGCAUUAUGGGAUCUACAUGAAAAUGCUUGAACUCCCUACAUCUGACACAGAAGUGUUAAAGGACUAAACAGUUGGAUGGCAGGCCACAUAAUUCAUAUAAACUCUGUGGUAAAUCUGUAAUUUGAAACACAUCUGCUUACUAUAUUAAAAUUAAAAAGCUAUUCUAAAUCUUUAAUUACACUCAUGAAUGCUGAAAGAAAUGUGCACUUUGUUUUAUAUGCAUUUGUGUUUUGUUCAGUUUACAUUCUCUACAAUUAAAUUAAACCAUUACAAGAAUGCCAGAUAAUGUAAUAAGAUGAAUACUUUGAGUGAAUCAGAGUUUCCAAAGCAGGUUUUGGCAGCAUGUUCAAUCUGCUGCUUAAUUAAAGCUACUUCUUCUCUACCAUCAAAAA
Molecule: messenger RNA, 1130 nt
Organism: Acipenser ruthenus (sterlet)
Lineage: Eukaryota; Metazoa; Chordata; Actinopteri; Acipenseriformes; Acipenseridae
Product: transmembrane protein 126A-like
Exons: 5
Coding region: 176-805 (209 amino acids)
Biological process (GO): mitochondrial respiratory chain complex I assembly
Cellular component (GO): mitochondrion
Source: RefSeq, a predicted model, not a curated record